Messenger RNA from Racocetra persica, 125 nucleotides. Lineage: Eukaryota; Fungi; Glomeromycota; Glomeromycetes; Diversisporales; Gigasporaceae. The record is from the annotation of a GenBank genome assembly.
AUGCAAAUGGAUAAUGAAACUUAUAUGCAACAAACAGAUGAAGCUUAUAUGCAACAAACAUAUGAAGCUUAUAUGCAACAAAUAGAUGAAACUUACAUACAACAAAUAAAUAGCAAAACUUAUAU